Molecule: messenger RNA, 4968 nt
Organism: Protopterus annectens (West African lungfish)
Lineage: Eukaryota; Metazoa; Chordata; Ceratodontiformes; Protopteridae
Product: potassium voltage-gated channel subfamily A member 2
Exons: 2
Coding region: 1453-2949 (498 amino acids)
Biological process (GO): potassium ion transmembrane transport; protein homooligomerization
Cellular component (GO): voltage-gated potassium channel complex; juxtaparanode region of axon; dendrite
Molecular function (GO): protein binding; delayed rectifier potassium channel activity
Source: RefSeq, a predicted model, not a curated record
GUGCAAAGGAGAGAGCUUGGUCUUUAGGUAUGCACUGCAAUGCUUGACUGCAGAAACGACUUUAAAGCUUUGAUAUUUUUUCCACAAAGUCUGCUAAAGGAAACACUUAUAUUGCACAUCAUAUAAUGCAAAUUCUAGGAGAUAAGCAUGGAAUCAAAACAGAAAAGAAGCAAAUGAAAUCCGCCGGUUGGACAUCAGGAAGCUCAGACUACAUAACCAUAACGUUUGUAACGCAGAACAUUGCUUCGGCAUUCAGCAGAGCAUCUCGGAAUUAGCCAUUUACUAUCACUAAGAUCUGCAUCCUCGCUGCUGUUACUUCCUAUUACUAGUUCUACAUCACUGCUGUUUUCCCCCCUUCGCAUGUAACGUCAUUUCUCCUAAGGACACCAGGGACGUCAGGUUUUGCUGAUCUUAGCAUCUUUGUACCAUAAUACUUGAGGCACUGGAAAGAACUUGUCUUCCCUUAAGUUGAGCUCAUCUUCCUCACUGGACGCUGCCUUCCCCUCCUCCCAAGGACUUUGUUUUAAUUCCGGAAGACCACUUUUUUUACAUUGGCUCGGUACCUGUCUCACCAUCUACAAUACAGAAGAUCUGGAGGACGCUCACCUCUGAUGUGGGAUUUCCCCUACAUGACCCUACCCGUCAAAGGAGCUGUCGAAUCAUUUUAUGUGCAGUCAUCGUUUUUCCAUUUUUUAAUGAUUCACCUGCAAUCUGUGCUCCUGUUAUGCCAGUAGCACAGAGACUGGAGCUGGGAAAGGUUUUCAGUAAUAAAAUCUAACUACAGUGGAGCUCAGCUUUGCCGCAUUGUAAGAAAUUCCGCAGAGCAGACAUUCCCAGCAGAACCUCAUGGCUGCUUCCACAAGUAAAGAAACUCAAGGUAGAUAUUUCUGAUCGCAUGUCUUAUGCAUGUAUUGUACAGCUGUUAGAUCUCAAAACCUAAAUGCAUAGUGAUGGUUUUCAGUAAUUUUAUCACCCAUUAUCAAAUCAGAUCCAUCGAGGGGUUAGUACAGUGGUGAUGAGAAUGCAAACAUCACAAGCACCCUUUAUCUUAACGUAGGAAUGGCUAAUCCUUUGCUCAAUCCAGAUAUGUAACCUCUGCAAAAUGCAACAUAACCCCUUUCUCAUGAAGUUCUCCAGACUGUGUACCAAUGCUCAGGAAAGCCUUCCUACUCUAGUCAUACAGCUUCACAGCCCACCACCCCUGACACUGCUGCCUGUCUCAACAAGCCAGUUCAAAAUACUGAAAAAUAAAGGGUUCUGAAGGAUAGCUUAGUCAAUGUAACAAGUUCCAGUCCCAGAAACAUUACCACAUAAUGCAAGCUGUUGAAGUGAUAAUUAUUAGUUUGUUGAUGAAAAUGGAAUUUUUUAAGUGAACUGCUUACAAGUCAAGAAACUUUUUUUUAUCCGCAAGUCAUCUAGAGGAGGGUCUAUAUUAAAAUUCUGAAAGAAAAGAUGACAGUUGCUACUGGAGAUCCAACAGAUGAAGCUGCAACUUUACCUGGCCACCCUCAAGACACCUACGAUCCAGAAGCUGACCAUGAGUGUUGUGAACGAGUGGUUAUCAACAUCUCUGGGCUUAGGUUUGAAACCCAGCUUAAAACUUUAGCACAGUUCCCAGAAACACUGUUAGGGGACCCCAAAAAGAGAAUGAGAUACUUCGACCCCUUAAGGAAUGAAUAUUUCUUUGACAGAAAUAGACCAAGUUUCGAUGCCAUUUUGUACUACUAUCAGUCUGGCGGAAGACUUAGGAGGCCUGUUAAUGUGCCCUUAGAUAUUUUCUCUGAAGAAAUCAGGUUUUAUGAGCUUGGAGAAGAAGCUAUGGAAAUGUUUAGAGAGGAUGAGGGUUUCAUUAAAGAAGAGGAGCGUCCUUUACCAGAUAAUGAAUUACAGAGACAGCUGUGGCUGCUAUUUGAGUAUCCAGAGAGUUCUGGGGCAGCCAGAAUUAUAGCAAUUGUAUCAGUGACUGUGAUACUGGUCUCGAUUGUCAGCUUUUGCCUGGAAACCUUGCCGUUAUUCAAAGAAGACGACAAAGAUGCAUAUGGAAGUGCUGGCAACUUUCAUCCAUAUACCAACAGCACAGCAAGGUAUAAAACAUUCUAUUUCACAGACCCUUUCUUUAUUGUUGAGACCCUUUGCAUCAUUUGGUUUUCAUUUGAGUUCCUAGUAAGGUUUUUUGCUUGUCCAAGCAAAGCUGGUUUCUUUACCAACAUUAUGAAUAUAAUUGACAUUGUGGCUAUCAUACCAUAUUUCAUCACACUUGGAACUGAAAUGGCUGAGAAGCAGGAGGAUGGACAGCAAGGUCAGCAAGCGAUGUCUCUAGCCAUUCUUAGAGUUAUCAGGCUGGUCAGGGUCUUCAGAAUCUUUAAACUGUCCAGGCACUCCAAAGGGCUACAGAUUUUGGGUCAAACCCUUAAAGCCAGUAUGAGGGAAUUAGGACUUCUGAUCUUUUUCCUUUUUAUUGGUGUCAUCUUAUUUUCCAGUGCUGUAUAUUUUGCAGAAGCAGAUGAGACUACUUCCCAGUUUGAAAGCAUUCCUGAAGCUUUCUGGUGGGCAGUAGUUUCCAUGACAACAGUGGGUUAUGGAGACAUGGUACCUAUCACUAUAGGUGGAAAGAUUGUAGGCUCUCUGUGUGCUAUAGCAGGUGUGUUAACAAUAGCCUUACCUGUACCUGUUAUAGUGUCCAACUUUAACUACUUUUAUCAUCGAGAAACAGAAGGAGAGGAACAAGCCCAGUACUUGCAGGUUGCCAGCUGUCCAAAGAUUCCAUCUUCUCCUGACCUAAAGAAGAGCAGAAGUGCCUCUACCAUCAGUAAAUCGGACUAUAUGGAAAUACAAGAAGGGGUCAAUAACAGCAAUGAGGAUUUUAGAGAAGAAAACCUGAAAACUGCCAACUGUACCCUAGCUAACACAAAUUACGUUAACAUCACAAAAAUGUUAACUGAUGUCUAACACGUGCAACUAAUGACAUUUCUACAGCUCAAAGAGGACAGUCACAUAUCUUGUAUGCAAUGCAUAAUUGUGUGUCAUACUCUGUGGCUUCAUGUCUGCAUGAACAGCAGUACAGUGUCUGUGUGAGCAACAUUUUUUGCCAUUAACAGGGUAGUCCACAUUUUUAUAACAUUCAUGCUAGUUAUUACAGUUUUGUGUCUCUGCAACAUUAAAAUGCAGUAUUUAGACUCAUAGUAAAUAUAGUAGUAGGACAAAUAGCAAGAAUUAAGACUGUUCAACAAAUCCAUAUUUAGAAUUACAUAUAUAAAGAAGAAAAAAAUCAAUCAUAAUCUUUAGAAAACUAUCAGACAUAACCAGAAUGAAUUUAUACAUAUAAUGCGAGAGAGCCAUGCUGGGGGAGGAAUGCAAUAUUAUCUUUCUGUGCUAGGAAGUGUACAACAAUUUCUCACUACCAAAAUGACUAUGCCUGUGCCAAAUUAUGUAUCCCUCUGUGUCUGGAGGCAUUAUGCUUAGGAAUGUAAAGUUGGAGGUGUGCUUUACGGGGAUGGCAAACAAAAUGGUGCAAAGAGCUUUUUCCUCUGCAGUAUAUCAUUGUGAGGCUCAGGAGGUGGGGACAGAUGGUUUGACAGUAUCGUGAUUUGUUAUGUCUUAAACUUUGCAUUCCAGGAGCAGAUGAAAAUUAUGAGCAAGACUUCUUUGCAUACUAUUCAUGCAGACACAUUUACAGCUUUCAGCAGGCUCUGUUUUAGGUUCACCAAAGAAAACUAACUGUUUCCGUCUCUGAGUUUUAACACAUUCCUUUUGUCACACCAUAAUAAUGAUAUUGUGGCCUAAAUUAUAUAACCAUUGCAGUCUAUUUUAUGAUUGUUUACUACUGAUGCAUGAAUAUGUGUUGCAUGUAUAUUAAUAUGUAUAAUACUAAAGAUAUAUUUUCAUAGAAUAUGUUACAGGCAAUUAUGAAUAAUGCUUUUAUAGCUUCAUGGUUUGAUUACACGAUUGUAGCAUAUGUCAGUGGAACUUAUAAAUUGUAAUUGUAAAUUUUAUACUAAACCAAAAUGCACAAAGGACAGACAAAAAGGAAUAUAUCAAACAAUUAAAAAUAGAAGAUAUGGAAUAACUAAACAUACAAUAUUUAUAAUAAUUAAGGGAAAUGGCAUAUACUAGGUUUUGUUAAUUAGCACUUUAAUUUAAAGGCAAGAUCAUAUUUAUAAAAUGUAUUGAUAUCAACAAGGAUCGGGUUUCCUAACCAUGACAUGGGUUAAGUAUCACCCGGUCACUGUGCAGUUGGUCAGUAUUUGAUCUGCAUGAAAUGCUUGCUCCAUGAAGAAGAGGAACUGUUUUGUUCCACGUACUGCCUUUUUUUGACCAACAUACUCUAAUUCUAGCAAACAGUCCUUUCAGUUUGUAAGUAGAAUUGGAUGGGAGGGAUAGUUAAAAAGCAGACCUGGCAGCAUGCCACUGCCUACCUUUUAGGAAGGACAAGGCAGUUAGUCUUUUGUUAUUAAAUCUAAUAGUAAUACACUGCUAACUGCCAUGUACAAUCUGUCGAGCUGUACGUAACUGUUAGAAUAUAUGUAACAAGGUUACUUUCAGAUACUAUUUAAAAAAGCACAGAAUUUGAAAGAGAUCAAAGGUAUACAGAAUGCUUAAAAAUCACACUUCUUUCUGUAAUGCAAUAAUACCGUCUUAUGGCCCCCCAAAACAAAAAAAACAAAAAAAUAAAAAUAAAAUGAAUUUUAAAAUGAGAGCAAUGUAGUACUGUAUCUCCAUAUCUUAUAUGAUCAUAAAUGUUAGUUUUACAUGUUGAGCAUGAAUUAUGUUUUCAUUAAAUAUAGUGACUCUGGAAUGCUAUAGGUUUCUUUCUUACCUAAAAACUCUUGCCUACAUCCAAGAGCCAAGAAUGGCACAAUACAUUUCACAAAAGCAGUGCAAAGCACUGCCACGUUUAGUAUUAUGCUUUUCCCCAUCCAAGAUCCAAGCAGUUUGCAGAAGUUUUCAUUCCUAUAAAAGAAAACUAUC